Chrysochloris asiatica (Cape golden mole) is the source of this 1512-nucleotide messenger RNA. RefSeq names its product olfactory receptor 7G2-like. NCBI's taxonomy places the organism in Eukaryota, Metazoa, Chordata, Mammalia, Afrosoricida, Chrysochloridae. The record is from RefSeq and is a predicted model, not a curated record. Gene Ontology annotation, molecular function: G protein-coupled receptor activity; olfactory receptor activity; structural molecule activity. Gene Ontology annotation, biological process: G protein-coupled receptor signaling pathway. Gene Ontology annotation, cellular component: membrane. The transcript is spliced from 4 exons. Bases 1 to 1512 code for a protein of 503 amino acids.
AUGGGUCAGACAGAAUCCAGUACUCGUUCUAUGUAUCUUAAAAUUCUUAAGAAGCUUCUGCAUAAAAAAGGAAUUCAUUUUGAUCAGGAAAACUUGUCUGAUUUUUUAAAGUUUAUUCAGGUGAUUAGUUCCUGGUUACCUGAGAAUGGAACAUUAGAUGCAUCUAAUUGGAAAAAAGUAGAACAGGAUAUGAAACUUAGGCUAAAGAAUCAUAAAGAUGAUGGUAAUGAUUCUGCCCCUGAAAAUGUGAUUGUGUAUUGCUAUAUUGUUAAACAAGCUCUUACUCAUGCAGAAAUUACUGAUUUGUUUGACUCUUCUAGUACAACCGUAGAUGUAGCUGAUGCACAGCAAAAGUCAGACUCUUCUGGCUCAGACUUUGAUAACCUGGAUUUUGAGGAUGACUUCAUUGUAGAGAAAAAGGCUACCCAAUAUCAUGACCCAGAUUGGUCUUCUACUCACCGUCGUCCACGGCUUAAAGAAGCAAAAAGUAAAACAACGCCACGGCGCUCUUGUCUCCAUGCAGCUAUGAAAAAGCCUGUCGACAGGAUGAUUGAAACCAGAUUUAUCAGCGAUAUACAACCCAGAAACUUCACAGAUGAUUUCAAAUUCCUGCUCUUGGGACUGACAGAAGAUGCAGAAUUGCAGUGCCUGCUUUAUAUGUUGUUCCUCAUCAUGUAUCUGGUCACUGUGCUUGGAAACCUGCUCAUUGUCCUGGCUGUCAGUUCUGACUCCCACUUAUAUUCUCCCAUGUACUUCUUUAUCUCCAUUCUGUCCAUUACUGACAUCUGUUUAAGCACAACUACCAUCCCAAAUAUGCUGGUGAACAUCCAGACACAGAAUAAGAGCAUCACAUACACAGGCUGCCUCUGCCGGAUGUACUUUGUCCUGGUUUUUAGUGGUCUUGAAAAUUUUCUUCUUGCAGCCAUGGCCUAUGACCGCUAUGUGGCCAUCUGUCACCCACUGAGGUACACAGUCAUCAUGAAUCCCAGCUUCUGUGGCCUGUUGAUUCUACUUUCUGUAUUCAUUAGUAAGGGGAAUGCACUGAUCCAAAGUCUUAUGGUUUUGCAUCUCUCCUUCUGCAGAGAACUGAAAAUCCUUCAGUUCUUCUGUGAACUUGCUCAGGUCCUAAAGGCCUCCUGUUCCAGCACCCUCAUCAACAAUAUCGUGAUAUAUUUUUUUGCUUGCAUAUUGGGUGGCAUUCCUCUUUCUGGGAUCAUAUUCUCUUACACUCAAAUUAUUUCCUCUGUUUUGAGAAUACCAUCAACUGGUGGAAAGUAUAAAGCUUUUUCUACCUGUGGGUCUCACCUUUCAGUUGUUUUUUUAUUCUAUGGGACAUCUACAGGUGUGUACAUCAGUUCUGUGUUUUCACACUCUUCCAUAAACACAGCAAUAGCCUCAGUGAUGUAUGUUGUGGUACCUCAAAUGAUGAAUCCAUUUAUCUAUAGUCUAAGGAACAAAGACAUAAAGGUAAGCUUGUCAGAACUCAUUGGUAAGAUAUCUUCUUUUAAAUGA